Molecule: messenger RNA, 3531 nt
Organism: Ochotona princeps (American pika)
Lineage: Eukaryota; Metazoa; Chordata; Mammalia; Lagomorpha; Ochotonidae
Gene: SNAPC4
Product: small nuclear RNA activating complex polypeptide 4
Exons: 20
Coding region: 74-3451 (1125 amino acids)
Source: RefSeq, a predicted model, not a curated record
AGGCAGUGAUGAUGAAGACGAGCCCGCUGACAGAGCACUGCCUGAGGACCCGGACACCUGCCUGCAGCUCAACAUGGUCUACCAGGAGGUGGUGCGGGAGAAGCUGGCUGAGGUGGGCCGGCUGCUGGCCCAGAACCGGGAGCAGCAGGAGGAGAUCUCGUGGCUGCUGGCCGGGUCGAAGGGUCCCAAGGUGAAGGACGGCAAGGGCCUGCCACAGAACGUGUACAUUGGGCACUUCAUGAAGCCGUACUUCAAGGACAAGGUCACGGGAGUGGGGCCUCCUGCCAACGAGGACACGCGUGAGAAGGCCACCCAGGGCAUCAAGACGUUCGAGCAGCUCCUGGUGACUAAGUGGAAGAGCUGGGAGAAGGCCUUGCUCCGGAAGUCGGUGGUGAGCGACCGCCUGCAGCGCCUGCUGCAGCCCAAGUUACUGAAGCUCGAGUACCUGCGCCAGAAGCAGGGCCGCGUGUCCAGUGAGGCCGAGCGGCAGGCCCUGGAGCAGCAGGCCCGGGAGGCGGAGCGCGAUGUGGAGCGCAUCAACCAGCUUCCGGAGGAGGCCCUGCUGGGCAACAGGCUGGACAGCCACGACUGGGAAAAGAUUGCCAACGUCACGUUUGAAGGCGGCCGCAGCGCUGAGGAGAUCCGGAAGUUCUGGCAGAACUCAGAGCACCCCAGCAUCAACAAGCAGGACUGGGGUGCCGAGGAGCUGGAGCGGCUGCGGGCCAUCGCCGCCUCGCACGGCCACCUGCGGUGGCAGGACGUGGCCGAGGAGCUGGGGACGGGCCGUAGCGCCUUUCAGUGCCUGCAGAAGUUCCAGCAGCACAGCAAGGCCCUGAAGCGCAAGGAGUGGACGCCGGAGGAGGACCGCAUGCUCACGCAGCUGGUGCAUGAGAUGCGCGUCGGGAGCCACGUCCCCUACCGCCGCAUUGUCUACUACAUGGAGGGGAGAGACUCCAUGCAGCUCAUCUACCGCUGGACCAAGAGCUUGGACCCCAGCCUGAAGAAGGGGUCCUGGGCCCCCGAGGAAGAUGCUAAGCUGCUCCAGGCGGUUGCCAAACACAGGGAGCAGAACUGGUUUAAAGUCCGGGAGGAGGUGCCAGGCAGGAGCGAUGCCCAGUGCCGCGAUCGGUACCUGCGAAGGCUCCAUUUCAGCUUGAAGAAGGGACGCUGGGACCCGAAGGAAGAGGAGCAGCUGCUGGAGCUGAUCGCCAAGUAUGGCGUGGGUCGUUGGGCGAAGAUCGCGGCUGAGCUGCCCCACCGGUCAGGCUCCCAGUGUCUGAGCAAGUGGAAGGGCCUAGCCGAGAGGCGGCAGCGGCGGCGCCGGCCACAGAGGCGCAGCAUGCCGUGGAGCUCCAGCAGCAGCGACAGUGACCCUGGCAGCCAGGGCAGCAGCGACAGCAGUGACACCAGCGAGGACACAGAGCCCGAGCCGGAGGAGUCCUGGCAACCUGGCCAAGCGCCGCCCUCUCCACAGUACGUGGUGCCAGACAUGGACCUGUGGGUCCCAGCCCGGCAGAGCCCCAGCCGGCCUCACGGGGCUGGGGUCAGGACCUGCACGCGGCAGCCAGUGCCUGGCGGAGCCACAGCAGACCGCCGGGAAGCUCCUGCCGUGGCCUCUGCUCCCGCAGCCCCGAGGCAAGCUCAGACCCCCAGUAGAAGUGAGCUGAGCCCCCGGACAGGAGACCCUCAGCCUGCAAGCCCAGAGCAGACAGCCUGCCAGAAGGAAAAGCUGAGGCGGCCGCCCCUGCCCAGCUCCGCCCUGGGGCCUCGCCCUGGCACAUUCCGAAGUGGGCACCGCCGGCAGAGACCCAGGUGGCAGCGCAGGCUCCUGAAACGCAGGCUUCUGUUGGCUGUGAGCCCCUGGGUGGGCCCUGCGCCCCUGCCCAGCCCGCAGGCUGCGCACACCCGAGCCGAUGGCAUCCGCACGCGCCUGAAGGACGUCCAGCUGCCCAGCAGGCCUGUGUUCACCCUGUUAAUUCAGCUCUUCCAGAUUGACACUGCUGGCUGCAUGAAGGUUGUGGAAGAGAGGAAGGCCCAGCCGCCCGCACUGCCCCAGGUCAGCCCUCAGAGACAGCCACACCUGCCACAGGCUCCCAGCAAGGCCCAGGGCGCCCCAGGCUGCCUCUUCCCAAGCCCGCCACCUCCUCAAGCUGCAAAGGACACCAGCCAUAGGCAGGACGCGCGGCCGCGGCGUGCCCUGUGCACCCCCUGCGGCCCCCGGCCCAAGCCCAAGACGGUGUCGGAGCUGCUCCGAGAGAAGCACCUGCGGGAGGCCCGAGCACGCAAGGCCGCCCAGACCCCCGCGGCCCUCCCGACCCAGCUGCUGCUGUCACCCCUGAUCCUGCAGCCCCCUCUACUGCCAGCCCCCCACAGCCCGGGCGAGAGGGCCCUGCUGCUGCCAGCCCCACCCCUCCCUCUGGCAGGCAGCCUCCCCACUGCCACCCAGAAGCAAGGCCUGGCAGCUGCGCCCCAACUCCUGCCUGUCCUCCAGGGCCCUGCUCUGCUGCCCGGGCAGCCCAUUACCUGGCUGCUCACAGCCCAGGGCCUGCUGCCUGUGCCCGUGCCACCCCCAGCCAACAUCCCCCAGCCUGCGAGGGCACCGCAGCCACCAGCACCGCCCGAGACACCUGCCUGCUCGGCACAGCGCCCAGCCCCCGCCUCCGAGACAGACCCCUUGGCCACCCCUCCCCUGGCCUUCAGCACUGCAGAAGCGAGUGGUGGGAUCCCUGCAGCCGGAGAGACAUCUGUGCCCCGGGCCCCCCUCCAAGCUGGCCACCCCGUCGCAGCGCGCCCCCAGCCCAGCCAGCUGCCUGCCCACGGUGACCCAGGAGGGCCGUCAGAGCCGGAGAAGCAACCACCUCCCUGCCUGGGGCCAGAGAAGGGGGCCCUGGACCUGGGCCUGCUCUCCUGGGAGGACGAGGGGACCGUCCAGGCAUGGCUGAAGGGGCAGCACGGUGUGCACGUGUCCCCGCUGCAGAACCGGCUGCCCUACCAGCCCCCAACCCUGUGUGGCCUACGUGUGCUGGCCCGGCUGCUGCUGCAGAAGAAGGGCCUGGAAAGCCAGGCAGCCUCCCUGGCGGCCGGGCCCGGGGCCCUGCAGGCUGUACUGCAGCUGGCCCGGGAGCAGCUGCAGGACAACCCUGCCUACUUGCUGCUCAAGGCGCGAUUCCUGGCUGCGCUUGCCCUCCCUGCGCUGCUGGCCACGCUGCCUCCACCAGGGGUCCCCACCACCCUGUCGGCCCUGGGCACAGGCUCUGGUAGCGAGGACGAGGCCCUGGGCGAGCUGCCCUUCUGCCAGGAGGACAGUGACCUGCUGGGGCCGCCGGCUGCCAGCCUCAGCCAGGGAGCGCAGGCUGCAGGUCCAGGCUCGGCCCCCACCUGCCCUGGGGCCAUGGAUGGCCUCAGUGUGCUCCGGACCCGGCGCUCCUGGCACCCCCGGAAGCAGAGAUGAGGGUGAGGCUCCCGCUGCAAGCCAGGACCCCCCACCAUGGCCGCCUAAGGAAUAAAUCGAAGUGGGAUUUUUGUCGCACA